UCGACUUAAAAAAAAAAAUAAAAAAAAUAAACGUACACAACAACGGGGCAUUUAAUUAAAUAAAUCGCAAUCAUUAGUCAACGGCCUGUUAUUUCCAGCCGCCAAAUCGGACAUUAUAUCGGACAUUCUAUAUACUAUAUAGCACAUUUCGAGAGAUCAAAUCUGGCGAGAGAAAACGCAGAACAGGAAACAAUUGAAAUCAUCUGAGAAAACGAACAUGGAUCUGAAAAUGGAGCUGGGCGGCUACGUGCACUCCGCACCCAACACGAAGCGCUUCGUCGUGGAGGACUCCAUUACCAAGGUGACCUCCGAUGGCGAGCCGCACGGCAUGAUGACCAUGGUGGCCGGAUUGUCCGGCCUUUUGGCGGCCAUCAUCAUUCUGGCCGUCCUUGUGUCCAUGGUAUCUUGUCGCAAGCAGAAGAGCAACAACCGGAAGAGCAAUUCCUCCGCCAAUGUGGUGGCCAUGACCAGUGUGGCGCAGGAUCAGCCCCAGUUGGCCGGUAACUUGAACGCAGCGUUCGCUGAGAGCACUCUGACCUUGGACAAGGUCAAGCAGGGCACGGAGGACCAGUGGCGACCCACAGCCGUGGUGGUGGAGCGGUACUAGUGGAAGCACCACCGCCAACCAGCGGCACAUGGGCACGUGAUGUUUAUUGUAAACGUUUGAGACUGACACUUAGCCUAAGGAUUUCCAUCACCAUCUUAUAUCUAUAUAAAAUAUGACACCUUUUUUUUGCUUGUUAAAAUAUUAUACUACUAUACUAUAAAAUAUGUGAAAAUAUAUAUUUGUUAGAAUUAAAGGGAAAACUGUAAAACUAUUUCA
Messenger RNA from Drosophila simulans, 823 nucleotides. RefSeq lists its product as uncharacterized. Bases 218 to 607 code for a protein of 129 amino acids. The transcript has 4 exons. Lineage: Eukaryota; Metazoa; Arthropoda; Insecta; Diptera; Drosophilidae. The record is from RefSeq and is a predicted model, not a curated record.